CUCAAGAACGGAUUAAGAAUAAAAUAUAAUAAUAAUAAUGCGAUACUGAGGCACAGAGCAUCCAUUCACCCACCGACUACGACGACGAGGAGGAGGAGACGCGAGAGGAAGGAGGCGGGAGCUGCGCGCUUAGCGCCCCCUUGAAGGUCGUUUGGCAUCUUCCAUUCAUUCCGUCUAGCGCUUCGCCACGCCGCCUCAGAAACAAUCGCUUGGCUUUAAAAAUUAAAUUAAAUUUUAAAAAGGAGACAAAUUUUCUUCCUCUGAGCUCCCAAACGUCACCCCUUCUUUGCAGCAGCUCGAAAAAGAUUCCGAGAGCGACCAAGGGAGAGCCAGAUCUUCUAACAAAGGAGAGACCCCCUCCCCCGAAGGCGGGGCGCGGGAGAAACACCUCAGCUUGGGCUUCUUUUUUUCGUGAAGACGGAGGAAAAAAAAGAGGGAUCGGCUGCAUUAACAGGUUUUCAGGCUCACAUUACAGGUGCUACUGAUCUCUAAAGACCAGGCAGGCUUCAGAAUAAGUUCACUAAAUCAAGAUGCCUUUCAAAGCAGGCCUAGAAUUAACCGAGAUGCAGAAUAUGACAGUUCCUGAGGAUGAUAACAUCAGCAACGACUCCAAUGAUUUCACAGAAGUAGAAAAUGGCCAGAUGAAUAGUAAAUUUAUUUCAGACCGCGAGAGCAGAAGAAGCCUAACCAACAGCCACUUGGAAAAGAAGAAAUGUGAUGAAUAUAUUCCAGGCACAACUUCAUUGGGAAUGUCUGUCUUCAAUCUCAGCAAUGCCAUUAUGGGCAGUGGAAUAUUAGGUCUUGCCUUUGCGUUGGCCAACACAGGAAUCCUGCUCUUUACGUUGCUUUUGAUUUCAGUGACGUUGCUAUCUAUUUAUUCAAUAAACCUCCUGUUGUUGUGUGCCAAGGAAACAGGCUGCAUGGUCUAUGAAAAACUUGGCGAGCAAAUUUUUGGCACCCCGGGGAAGUUUAUUGUUUUUGGAUCCACAUCUCUUCAGAACACUGGAGCAAUGCUGAGCUAUCUCUUCAUAGUUAAAAAUGAACUACCUGCUGCCAUAAAGUUCCUUAUGGGAGAAGAAGAAACAUUUUCGGCCUGGUACGUGGAUGGGAGGCUUCUUGUCGUAACAGUGACGUUCUGUAUAAUCCUUCCCUUGUGUCUUCUUAAAAAUUUAGGGUAUCUCGGCUACACCAGUGGAUUUUCCCUGACUUGCAUGGUAUUUUUUCUCAUAGUGGUUGUAUACAAGAAAUUUGAAGUUCCUUGUCGUCUGGAUGAGAAAAAUGCCACCGCGCCUCUGUCUCCAAACUCUAGCAUUGCCUAUGUGGAUAUGUGCCAACCCAAGUAUGUCACCGUUAAUUCCAAGACCGUGUACGCUUUGCCUACCAUUACAUUUGCAUUUGUCUGCCAUCCCUCGGUUCUUCCAAUCUACUGUGAACUUAAAGAUCGUUCACAGAAGAAAAUGCAGAUGGUUUCAAGAAUCUCUUUCUUCGCCAUGUUUGUCAUGUAUUUCUUGACUGCUAUUUUUGGCUAUUUGACAUUUUAUGAAACCGUGUCAUCAGAUCUGCUUCACAAGUAUCAGAGUAAAGAUGACAUCCUCAUCUUGACAGUCCGUGUUGCUGUCAUAGCUGCAGUCAUCCUCACAGUCCCAGUGUUAUUUUUCACUGUGCGUUCUUCUAUAUUUGAGCUUACUAGAAAAAACAAAUUUCACAUGUGCCGUCACGUUGUGGUUACGGUGAUCCUUCUGGCGAUCAUUAACUUGUUAGUUAUUUUCAUACCUUCCAUGAAGGAUAUUUUUGGAGUUGUAGGGGUAACUUCUGCCAAUAUGCUGAUUUUUAUUCUCCCGUCAUCACUUUAUUUAAAAAUCACCCACCAAGAUGGAUCCAAACUGAUUCAGAGGAUUUGGGCCUCUCUCUUUUUGGCAUUAGGAGUAAUGUUUUCCCUGGUGAGCAUUCCUCUCGUCAUCUAUGACUGGGUACAUUCAGGAGACACUGCUGAAGGCCACUGAAGUUAAUGGGACAUUAAGAAGAAGACAUUUCCAUUUUGCUACUCACACCAAAAUCAUUAUUAUCCCAUUUUGUUAAUAUGCCCAUCCACUCUUUGUGAGCAUCCUUCAUGAACUCAAAACAAUGGAAUACCAGUAGAAUGCAAUGUUCUACUGUGGGUUGCAGCCAACUAAGUAUUACUCAAGAGUAGUCCCACUGAAAUUACCAGUGAUGGAUACAAGUUAGUCAUGCCCAUUGAUAUCAGUUGGUCUACUCUGAAUAGGACUAACAUUGGCUACAACCCAAUCAUUUUAUGUUACCUUAUUUUAAAUGUUAUCCUUCAUGUUCCCACAAGCUACUGGAUCAGUAUUAAGUUUAUGGUGGUGGUCAGUACAAUUUUGCAUACUCAUAGAUUUGUCCAUUGGCCAUUGGUGUUCUGUGUGUGGUAACUGACACUAAAAUAAUUGAGGGUAUAUACUUGCAAAUUAAUAUAUCAAUUUGUUUUCAACUACAAUCAGUUAACCAGCCUUGAUCAAACUAGAGAGCACUUCCUGGAGAUAAGUUUACCUCUACCUGAUUGUUCUCGUCCAGCAGUGUGCUUAGUGGAUAGAUAACCAUUAGGUCACAUAUGUACGUAAUCUAUAGGGUCUUUCAUAUCCGUGAACAAAGCCUGUACACUAUUAAGCCUUAGUAGAUCCCUACAGGAAGUUGUCUUUUGCACACUCAGUUUGUGAGUUCCAUGUAUGCAUGUUUGGUUUAUUUUCAAAGAAAUGGUUUGUGUUCAGAUAGUUGUCCCCUGGGGAUGUGAACAAAUUCAUAAGGUUGAUUGCUGCCAAUUAUAGAACUGUUGGUUUCAAUCUGGAGCUGCGGAGGUGGUGGCUUCUUAAUGAGCACUGCUGGAAGGAUGUCCUAGAAAAGAAGGGAAGAUUUCCCUAGACUUUGGCCCAGGACUUUAAAAGCAGGAUACACUUCUGAAUCACAAAUGGUUAUGAAGCUGAACACGAACAGACUCAGAACGGGUGUUUGUCUCAGCUAAAUAAGUGGUCUGACAAUCAUUUGAAAGCAAUGCCACAAAUAAAAGCCCUGAUGGAACUUCAGGAAAUUGACCUCGGGCUGACCACUGAAAAGUGAGCAUGCAGAGCUACGGCAAGCUUUCAGGUGAACAGAGCAGACCCUGUUCCCUUUGAAAUGUACCGUUGGUGAAGGCAGUUAUCACCACUAUGAAGGAUCUCACUGGAGGUCACAGACAGACAUCUUAACUGCCAGCCCUUGGUAGCUUUUGCGUAUUGUGGUAGAAAUUCUUGCGUGUGUAUUUCCCGGUUUGCAUUUGAGUUUGUGUGGUGGGUGUGUAUGCUAUAGUGUAGCAGGCAGCCAGGCUCCACAAGGUUAUAAAAUUCACUUGGCUAUAUCUCCCCAUGAACCUUGCAGUGGAGGCAGGGAAAUCUCUCUCAGCCUGACAAGGGAGAAGAGUUUGAUGAGAAGCCACUGCUUAAACAGAGUGGAUGUAGGCAACCAUUUACCAAUUGGAAAGUCAGCACAGUUUGCAAAUAUGAUUAAUGUUGUCCUUUCAAAUGAUAAGGAGAAUCUUACCACAUACCAAGUGAAGGUGUGCAGGAGUUGAUCACCUGUAUCCAUCCAACCACAUUCAGCCUCUGUUCUGAUGACAGACUCUAUGGGAAUUAGAGUCUGUAUCAGCAGCCUUCGACUUUUUCAGACCCAGUCUCAUCAUUAACCCAAACAUACAUUUGGGGACUCAUUUCUCCUGUUUUUACCAUGCAUUUGUACAGUAGGUUGGGCGCUGCUGGACUCACACUAGUAGAGAGUCCUGACCCACCAAUUGAAGACCAGUGGUCUACAACAGAGUUUCCCAACUGGUGGUUGGACCCCAAGGGAUCCAUGUAACCUACCCUUAGGGUCCAUGGAACAUAGCCAUCAGCUAACCAUGAUAGCCUGUGUUUUUGGGGUGCUCUCGCAUAAGAGCACUGUGCCCCAAAACACACGAGAUCGCGGCACCCGAAAACGUAUGCGGGUCACAUGACUUGUGACUUGUGCGAGCUCGCGGCCUGGAAAAUGUGCGUCCUGUUUUGCACUGGGACAUGUUGGAAGGUAUGGUGGCACCACCGACAUAACAAAAAACUGCCACAGAUAUAUCAGCAUUUUCAAAAAUAGGGGUUCCAUAGCUAAUUGAGAGCCUCUGCCCUUGAAGGCAGAUAAGACACUUUCACUGGAACAGAAUGCUGCUGACCAAUUAUUGACAGGUGCCACAUAUACAGAGUGUUUAAAUCACUCUUAUAUCACUUUGACAGCCAUGGCUUCCCCCAAAGAAUACUGGGAACUGUAGUUUAAUAAGGGUGCUGGAAGUUGUUAGGAGACCUGUAUUCCAUCACAGAGCUAUGAUUUGCAGAGGUCUUUAACAAUCAAGCUUUCUUCCCAUGGAACUCUGGGAAUUAUAGCUCUGCGAGGGGGGAUAAGGAUCUUAAUUCUUAGUCUUAACAAACUACAACUCCCAGGAUUCUUUAACCAGGACUGUUAAAGUGAUCUAAGAGUUGAUUGAUCUAAGCUUUGUUCUGAUUAAUAUGUGUUAAUGGGAAAGGGGCUUGCAUAGGUUUUAACAUUUCAGCAGUUUAUAUGGCUUUUAAUUUAUUUUGUCAACUAUUCCAGACAAUUUUUAAAGCUGAGAAACAGCACAUAAAUAUUGUAAAUAAAUAUUAAAUUUGGAUGGAAUUUAGAAUGAGUCCCACCUAUCCAGAACCAGUUAAGAACAGGUUGUGAGAAUCUCUCUCUGUUGUGUCAGGAGCAAUUAAAGAUAAACCAAACUUAUUUCUAAAACAAGUCAAUGCUGCAGUUCUAUUGUCUUUGUUUUUGGAGUUCUCCUUCAUUAUUUCCAAUAUACUUGGUUUGGGGUACAUGUCUGGAAAUGUUGGGAUGGUUCAGACUUAAUCAUGCUUAGAGCAGACCUAUUGAAAUCGCUGAGACUUAAGUGACCAACUUACAUUGAUUCUGAUUUCAAAGCAGAAUCCAGCUCACGGGAAUCACUUGAACUGUUUGUCUUUACUGUAAAAAAAAUUAUUCUAUUUAAUUGUACCUCUUUCAAAAACCCUUUUAUUGGCAUUUUGUUUCCAUUGCUGCGCCCGCAGCUUUGAUUUACAUAUGCUGCUUAAACUCUUUGUAGGUUUAAAAGCUAUUGAGUAUUUCCUCAAAAAGCUGUGCCCCGUUUUCUAGAUUGCAUUGAUAAUAGUAUCUCUUCGAUCGAAGCUUUCAUAGAAUCAUAGAGUUGGAAGAGACCACAAGGGCCAUCCAGUCCAACCCCAGGCACUGAAAUGAAAGCAAGCAGGUUCAGGGGUGAUUGCAGUGUAUGACAGAUAAAUCUCCUUGGUACCAUAGUGGUAUUUGUAAAUUCAAAUGUUUAGUUUUAUGUUAAGAGGAUUUCUACACACUACACACCCGCCCACCCCACAAGAACAUAAAGCUAAAAGGGAGAGUGUACCAGCAAGGCUGAGAAAUAGUAAAAGAACUACUGAGGAAGUCGUAAGUUUCAUCUCAGUGCCUUGUAAGGAAAUACAGUUUGAAAACCACCUCAAGCAAUUAAAUGUAACGUGACAGAGAAACUGGGGAGACUUUGUUCUCUCCAGCCAUUGUCCACUCAGCAGAGACUUGUUCUGGAACAAAUGAAGAGAAAGUUGAAACUGUCUUCAGUCUGAAGGGUCACAUGAUGAUCUUUCUGCAUACACAGAUACCCCCACACUGCCUGUUAAGCUGCUCCUAAAACUCAAGAGACUAGCCUUCAAUUCAGUAGAAGGAUCUGUGUGUGUGCGUGUGCGUGCUCUUGGUUGUAGCCUGAGUUACUGCAGUGUCUGUUAUCCAAUAUAGACACCUACCAGCAUGUUUCUUUUUAAAAAAAAUCAAAUCAAAUCAUUAUAAUUGCCCUUGAGGUGUUCUGCAAUGAAAAUUUCUGGAUCACAGUUAUCCACCCUUUGGAUCAAUCAGUGUUUGUUUUAUCCAGUAUAGGCUCUGGGACAAUUGUCCUACUAAUAUUCAGCCCACCUGUAUAUUUUUUAAACCAAAACUCAUGAUUAACUGUACAUAUUUCAUAGUACUAUUUCAUAACUGCUUUUAUAAAUAUUUUGCCUCUUUUCGGAAUGUGUAGGACUUUAGAAUGUGAUAUUAUUUAUCAUUUCUGCAAAGUGCUUUACAGAUAGUAUCUUGUUCGUCUGCAAAACCACAUUGUGAAGUAGCUCAGUUAAGAGUUCCCUGUUGCAGAAUGGAGGUUUGGGGAGGGAAUGAAUUGUUCAUGACUGAGCAAGGAUUGGACUUAGGUCUCCAGUCUAGGAUUUUGUCCAUUAGACAUUUUGAAGGAUGGUACAAAAAGCAAGUUGCUGUUGGCUUCAGACUGACACAUGAAACUGUGUACUAGGUUUCGUUUUUGUCUUAAACGCUGAUAUAAAAUGGCCUGGUGAUUCCUAGAGACUCUUGGGAUUUACCAUAAUAUUGUGGUAUGCUUGCAAAUACUGUAAAUUACCAAAUGGAUGAGUAAUGGAGAAUAAUAAGCACACAAGGUGUUAGGGGUGGGGUAAGUCUCAGGGUCUUGAGAUGAGAUUCACAGGAGCAUUGUCAACAUUAAAUGAUAGUUGGUUCCCCUCAGUUUGGGAAUAAUUUUGGCAGUGGUGUAGCACAUUUCAAGCAAAGCCACAACAUCCAAGCCAUUAAUUCAUUGCCCAGGCUAUCUUGAUGAAGAUGAAUUCCAAUUAAAGCUACAGCAUAAUUGAUUUUUUUAGGUCACACUUCCAGUGUUUUGGUUUUCUAUGCCAGCCUCAAUUUACUCCUUCCCUAUCCUUCUUUUGUGCAUGUUGAUAUUGACUAGGAGCUCUGUUUUUAUUAACUUGAAUUGUUUUAAAAGGGGAUUGGGGGGGGGAAUCAUGGAACGUAAGUCUAUCAACAGCUGCUAGCCAUGAUUACAAAACAGAAUCUCCAUGUUCCAAGACAGGGAAUGCAAAUUAUUGAAGGGCAAGAGAGGGCCGGUUCCCUUCAUUACCUGCUGGGACGAUCUCCUGGAGGCCUCUAAUGGCAAACAGGAUACUAGGUGGGCCAUUGGACUGAUUUAGCAGGGGCUUAAUAGCUGGCUAUAAAGGUAUUUUCCAACCUUAGGUGAUAAAGCACAGUACAUGUGUAAUUGCUGUAGAGGAUCCAAAUACCUCCCCUCAUCCCCAGCAGUAUGUCUGUUGCAGGAAUGUCACGUUUCCCCAUCACAAUCAUUUGUCCCUGGGGGUGGGGAGAGAAAGGGAGAGGGAAAGCAAUGGGUAGCAAAACUUGCUCCCAGUUGCAUUGCAUAUGACGUUGCACUAUUGCUUGAAAACCAAAUACAAUCCGGAUGAAAUAAAGACAAGGAUAUUACAUAUGCCUUUCCUUGGUCCCCCAGUUCCACAAACUUCUUUCUGAACUUUGGACAAUAUCACAGUAGAAUGUAUUGGCUUAGCUGGUUUUUUUUAAAAGCCUCUCAGAUCUCCUCUGUCCAGGGAUCUUUCUUUAUUCGGAAGUGACCGUUCCUGAGAGUGCUUGGCAUCAGGAAAGCAUUUCCUUUUGUUUUUUUUGUUUUUUUCUUUUAAAAAAAACUGAAUGUGCCCAUUGUUUCUCAGUGUUCUGUUAUCAAAUGUGAAGAU
Messenger RNA from Zootoca vivipara (common lizard), 7637 nucleotides. It is a transcript of the gene SLC38A1, whose product is annotated as solute carrier family 38 member 1. Gene Ontology annotation, cellular component: plasma membrane. The record is from RefSeq and is a predicted model, not a curated record. Gene Ontology annotation, biological process: L-glutamine transport; amino acid transmembrane transport. Gene Ontology annotation, molecular function: L-glutamine transmembrane transporter activity. NCBI's taxonomy places the organism in Eukaryota, Metazoa, Chordata, Lepidosauria, Squamata, Lacertidae.